UCUCUUUACUUUUCAGAAACUGAUUAUACUUGUGGAAUACUCUUUCUCACUUGGCGCAGCAGCAAGAGUAAAGAUUGACUUUGUGCAGCAGAUGAAAGAUAAAGAGAGUAAAAGGAAUCAUCGCAAAAGCUUGGCCUGGGACACUGCUUUUUUCACCAACCCUGGAGUGUUAGAUCCUGAAGAAUUAUUUGGGAGCUUAAAGAUUGACGAGAAUGAGACUGAUGUUGAAGUAAAUCAUAAGCACACAAUCAAGACACUUCCUUCGGAAACCGAUGCUCGUCCAAGUUUUGCUUGGGACAAUGCUUUUUUUACCGAUCCAGGUGUUCUUGAUGCUGAGGAGUUGUCUCUUAUGAACAAUGGCUUCACCAGUAACACAAAGCUUCGUAAGUCUGCAGAUUCGAUGACGACGACAACUCAAGGAAGCAGAUUUUCUGUAGCGAGCAUUGAAUUUGAUCUGUUUCACGAGUUGAGAGCCUCUUUACGUAAUUCACCGAAUGUGAAGCAGACAGUGACUCGAGAGAGCCAGCGUAAGUUACCAGAUGGUAAAAAGAGGACUAAAGGGUCCAAACAGAAAGAUCAACCUUUGAGUCUCAUUCCUCAACCAAAAGUGUCUUCUUCUUCUUCUUCUUCUUCAUUCACCAUCUCCAAACCUUUGACUCCUUGUCAAGCUACCCGCGAGAAGAAAUGUGUUGCGAGUGAACUCGGAAAAACUAGGGGAAAACACAAGAAUCAUGGGUUUGAAGAACAAUCUGGAUCAAAGUCUAACAUAAGGUCAUCUUAUUCAAGUUACGCAUUCAAGGAUUUGACAUCAUCCUCCUCUGGUCUGAGGUUACCACUUCCAAAGAUGAGUUUUUUCGACUCGCACGAGAACGGAGAGAAAGAAAACAGAGAACCAAAUGCUGUUGAAGCAAACAGAAGAAGAAGACACAAUUCCAAACUUGAGACUUCUUCUUCUACACCAGAAAACCGCAGCAUUCUGGGGCAACGCAAGAUGCGAAAGUGAAAAACGAUCAAUGAUUUAUUUUAGUAUUGGAUGCGAUACAAGGACUCGUUUGCAUGUUUAGCCGGUGUUCCUUGUUGGAUAAGUCAACUGUCUCUCUUUUUUAUAUCUUUGGUUGUAGUAGUCAACUGUCCCAAAAAAGGCAUGUUCUAAAAGUCGGAGCUGAAAAUGAAAACGAACCGAACAUGAUUUUUUUGUGGUGUCAAUUAGUCUCAGUCAAUAAAUUCUGAAUUAAUGAGACCACCUCCAAUGGUGGGUUUAAUUAGUUCUAAGCCCAAUUUGUUACCUUUAGAUAUUCACAAUCAGGUUUUUCAACUUGUGGAGAAGGGAAACCAAUCAUUCAAAGAGUCUCGUUUUGAAGAGGUGAAAGCUCUUUUUGAGAUCUUUCUUGGCCUCUUGUUACUUUGUAUAUUGGAUUGUCUGAGAUGAAAGUGUCAAUAUGUAGCAAAACAUGAUGAUACAAAUGAAACAAUAAAUGGGAUUUGGUUAAUGUCUCUGGUUGGUCGGUUAUUUACUUGUAUUCAUUUUGCUUCUGUUCAUUUUGCAUGAGAUGACAAGUACAAGAAGAUGACACCACAAAUAAUUAUUUUGAAUGAUUGUACACCACAAAUAUUGAUUGUCAUACUUCCUACACUAUAUAUCUCACAAACUAUCACACAAACAUUAUGCUAUAUAUCAUGCAACACAAAACCAAGACUUCUCUUCGUAUCUUCUUUUUCUCCAUCUCCCCAAAUACUUGUUCCUUGUAUUUUUUUUUCUUUAUUUUGUUAGAAAAAUAUAAAACACAAAAAAAUAGCAUCUUCUUCCCGUAAUACUUUCUACGAAACAAUGAAUGAAAAAUUUGAUCAAUUUUUCGACGAAACAAUGGAUGAAAAAUUUGAUCUAGUUUUGGAUCAAGCAUUCGAGAAUCAUUUCGUUGAUUAUGGUGAUCGUCAGGAGGCAACCAAGUCGAAGAAGAAACGAGUUCAUACUGAGAGAGAUUGUGAACAAGGACACAACCGCUUAUGGAACGAUUAUUACAGUGAAGAUGCAACAUAUAUACCCUUUUUAUAUAUUUCGAGAUUACAACUAAUUG
Messenger RNA from Arabidopsis lyrata subsp. lyrata, 2075 nucleotides. RefSeq lists its product as uncharacterized. The coding region runs from base 92 to 1003 and encodes 303 amino acids. The transcript has 6 exons. Gene Ontology annotation, molecular function: microtubule binding. The record is from RefSeq and is a predicted model, not a curated record. NCBI's taxonomy places the organism in Eukaryota, Viridiplantae, Streptophyta, Magnoliopsida, Brassicales, Brassicaceae.